Molecule: messenger RNA, 1893 nt
Organism: Talaromyces rugulosus
Lineage: Eukaryota; Fungi; Ascomycota; Eurotiomycetes; Eurotiales; Trichocomaceae
Exons: 4
Coding region: 1-1893 (630 amino acids)
Biological process (GO): transmembrane transport
Cellular component (GO): membrane
Molecular function (GO): myo-inositol:proton symporter activity
Source: RefSeq, a predicted model, not a curated record
AUGGCGGAUCAGGAAAAAAUCGGGUACAGCCCAAAGGCCAACUCGCCGGAGCAUAGCUCUAUCUCGGCUGAACAGAGAGAGAAUGCAGGCUCUGGGGAUGGGAAACUCGUCGAUCCCGAUGUCGUUCACUCCCAGCCGAGCGGCCGACUCAAUGUCGUCUUCGAGAAUCCCUUGGCAGACCUCCCUCGCGACAAGCUCAUGCAGAAUGUCGAGCAGUUCUGCCAAAAGUAUAAUCUGAUGGACCACAUCGAGUCUUUUCGCAAGGGAGCUCUGAUUUCCCAAAAUCCGGCAGGCGCCCAGGACCUGACCGAGCUAACCGACGAGGACAAAGCGAUUAUUCUUAGGGAGCAUACCCAUAAAUGGGACCAGCCGUUCACCUUGUAUUGGCUUGUUAUAAUGUGUUCGCUUGCUGCCGCCGUGCAAGGCAUGGAUGAAACUGUGAAUAAUGGCGCACAAGCUAUCUACUUAGAGCAAUUGGGUAUCAACAGUCGGUUCACAGGCCAGCAGCUGAAUAAUAUCACUGGGUUGGUCGUUGGCGCCCCUUAUCUCUGCUGUGCCAUUGUCGGCUGCUGGCUCACCGAGCCCAUGAAUCGCUUCCACGGCCGCCGUGGUGCCAUUUUCCUUAGUUGUUUUAUUGCCGCGGUGGCCUCGAUCUGGGAGGGCGUUGCCAACUCCUGGGUGAACUUAUUUAUUGCCCGCUUUGUCCUUGGGCUUGGAAUCGGCCCCAAGUCGUCGACAGUACCUGUAUAUGCCGCCGAGUGCUCUCCCGCUCCGAUUAGAGGCGCCUUGGUCAUGAUGUGGCAGAUGUGGACUGCUUUUGGAAUUAUGCUUGGUAAUAUAAUGGGCGUCGCAUUUAUGAGCCUCGCUCCUGAUCUUUCGUGGCGUCUCAUGCUAGGAUCUACUGUUGUUCUGCCUAUUAUUGUCUGUGCCCAAGUCUAUUUCUGCCCAGAAUCCCCUCGUUGGUUGAUCCAGCACAACAAGAUCAACAAGGCUUUCCGGUCCUUUCGCAAACUGCGACCCAGUGAUCUCCAAGCGGCUCGUGACCUCUAUUAUGCCUAUAUUCUUGUCGAGCUGGAACGUGAAGUCAACAAAGACAAGGGCUUUUUUUCCAUGGUCCUUGAACUCUUCACUGUGCCACGUAAUAGACGAGCUACUUUAGGCAGCUGGAUCGUCAUGUUCAUGCAACAAUUCUGUGGCGUCAACGUUAUUGCCUACUACUCGACUACAAUCUUUACCGAGUCCGGUUACAGCAUCCAGUCUGCACUAUUGGCAUCCAUGGGUACUGGUAUUCUGAAUUGGGUGUUUGCCUUGCCAGCAUGCUUCACCAUCGACACGUUUGGACGACGAAAUCUACUUCUUACUACGUUCCCAUUCUUAUCUAUAUGCCUUUUCUGGACAGGCUUUUCAUUCUGGAUUGAAGCGGGCAAGGCAAUCAGUAAAAAGCGAGUGGCCAUGGUCACAACGGGAAUGUAUCUUUUUGAAGUAUUUUACUCCCCUGGCGAAGGUCCUGUGCCAUUCACCUACUCUGCAGAAGCCUUUCCGCUACACAUACGAGAAGUCGGUAUGUCGUGGGCAACGGCCACUUGUUGGUGCUUCAAUUUCAUUCUGUCAUUCACUUGGCCGUCGUUGCUAUCUACGUUCAAACCCCAGGGGGCGUUUGGCUGGUAUGCUGCUUGGUGUAUCAUAGGAUGGUUCCUGGUCUUGCUCUUCCUACCUGAAACUAAAGCAUUGACCCUGGAGGAAUUAGACCAAGUCUUUUCCGUACCGACAUGGAAACAUGCAUCUUAUCAAAUAAAGAACUCGAUAUGGCACUUCCGUGUCUAUGUUUUGCGCCAGAGACUAGAACCGUUGCCUCACUUUUACGAAGGUGCCGAAAAGCUCAUGGAGUCAUGA